GCGUGCAUCAAUAAGCCAAUAGCGGUGCGUGAACUACAAGACCAACCGGAAGGCAAAGAGGGUUGCGGGACUGAUGCUCUGCGCCUUCAUCCAGCUGCAGCGUCCCAAAGCGCAGGGCAUUAGCGAUGGCGGAGAUGCAGUUACACCGCUUCACGACACCGGUCUGCGUCGGUUUAUCCAUCGGAACAAUUCUAACGCCGUGUACGCACGAGCGCGACCGUUAAUAUUCAAAUCUGGGAACAGAUAGCACGCUAAUAACGGUUUCUCACUAACCUCUGCGUUAUUCUGAGGACGGGUUAAACGUGUGGAGGUUUUGUCCCAAUUUAGGAUUUUCCUCGUGUUCUUGAAUUUGGAAAAACAAAAAAAACGACUCUUUUUUUGGAAUUCUUUACGUACGAGGAAAAUCCGAUAGCAUUUUAGCUUCCAGGGGAUUUUGGUAGUAAAGAAGCGCUCGUGCUCGUAGCGCUCGUGCUCCUCUUCAGCCUUGUAGUAACGCUAUAUACUGUAACCUUCAGGUUCUCGUCAAUGACAGAUAAUACAGCUAGCUCGGUGUGUUAGGCGAUAUUUACAACUGUUAUUGAUUGAAUUAGUCUCAUUUAACGGAGGGAUGAGAGAGGAAAUAAAGAAGGAAAGGACGAAUUACAGGUACUUCUUAACAUCCGGUGGGACGCGUUUGACUCUCAUCAGUAGCUUCAGGUGUCGAGGUUUUGACAGUCGGUCGUUUUAGUACAGAGCCACUUAUUCAUUUAUUUAUCCAUUAAGCCAGGUUUUUAAUCUUUUGGUUAGUAAAUAAAAUCAUAAACAUGGCCUCUGGAGCUGCCAGCAUCGCCGCCGCCAUCGCCAGUAAAACCAAAACGAAGAAAAAACACUUCAUGCCGCAGAAGAAGAAGCUUUUCCGCUCCAGCGACCCUCUUCUCAGCGUGCUUAUGUGGGGAGUCAACCACUCGAUAAAUAACCUCAGUCACAUUCAGAUCCCUGUAAUGCUGAUGCCUGAUGAUUUCAAAGCCAACUCCAAAAUCAAAGUGGACAAUCACCUCUUCAACAAAGAGAAUAUGCCAAGCCAUUUCAAGUUUAAAGAGUACUGUCCGCUUGUCUUCCGAAAUCUGAGGGAAAGGUUUGCCAUCGAUGAUCAGGAGUAUCAGAACUCUCUGAUUCGAAGCGCGCCGAUCCCGAGCGACGCCCAGGGUCGUAGCGGUGCACGGUUUCACACCUCUUACAACAAGAAGUACGUCAUCAAGAUUAUCACCAGUGAAGAUGUGGCUGAGAUGCACAACAUCCUGAAGAAAUAUCAUCAGUAUAUAGUGGAGUGUCAUGGCAACACACUCCUGCCGCAGUUCUUGGGCAUGUAUCGCCUCACGGUGGAUGGAGACGAGACAUACAUGAUCGUCACACGUAAUGUGUUCAGUCCCCGUCUACCUGUGCACAAAAAAUAUGACCUGAAAGGGUCCACAGUGUCCCGGGAGGCUAGCGACAAAGAAAAGCUACGCCCACCUGAAGAUGGAGCUCCAGCCAAAUCUCGCAUGAGCCAAAAGCUCCAAACUAUUCGGAUCGCCACACGCUUUUACUGCGCCAUCAGACACACUAAGGAGCUCCCAACAUACAAAGACAAUGACUUCAUCAACGAUGGACAGAAGAUCUGUAUAGAUGAGGAGAACAAGAAGAUGUUCCUGGAGAAGCUAAAGAACGAUGUGGAGUUUCUAGCCCAGCUGAAGCUAAUGGACUACAGCCUGCUUGUUGGACUCCAUGAUGUGGAGCGUGGAGAGCAGGAACAGCCAGAGGAGGAGAUAGAGGAGAAUGAAGGAGGAGAGGAGGAGGGAGCCGAGAGCGACGGAGGAGUGACCGGGUCUCCACCUGAGAGUCCCAGCAACACCCUUGACAGCAACAAGCCACUGGGGCCUGGAGAGUUCGAUCCCAGCGUGGACGUCUAUGCCAUACGCAGUCACGAGAAUGCCCCCAAAAAAGAGGUGUACUUCAUGGCAGUAAUCGACAUCCUCACGCCAUACGACGCUAAGAAGAAAGCAGCACAUGCAGCCAAGACAGUGAAGCAUGGGGCUGGAGCCGAAAUCUCGACGGUUAAUCCGGAGCAAUAUUCCAAAAGGUUGUACGACUUUGUCACCACCAUUCUGUCCUAACCGUUGCCUGAGAUCAGCAUCAGGAGUUUAGGCCUCCAGCCUAACGUGAGGCUUUUAACUCGAUCCUUGGACAUUAACUAGAGCUGUCUGUUUACAGUUGUUUUUCUCUUCCUUUUUUUUUAAAUUUAAUUGAUACAUUGAUUAAUAAAUAUGUUUAUGGCUGUGGAUGGACAAACAUAUAGCUGUGCAUUAUACUGUGCUGUACAUCUGUAUUAGAUAUCGUUGACUGGGAUGUUGAGUGAUGUUUUUGUGUGUAUAUGUGGAAACCUCAAAGCUGCUUUUUACUUCUUAAUUCUGUCUUUGUUUACUGCAGAAAGACAUUAGACACAGCCACCUUUCUGAGCCUGGGGAAGGCAUUGUUUAAGACCAAGGCUGCUUUUACACUUUAGCCACCCUGUAACCAUAACAACGCUCCUAGUUUGUAUCCUCUGGCUUGCUCGCUAGAUUAGAUUUAUUAUUCUUUGUUGACGAGGUCAUUCGACUUCAAGAUAUUUUGAGCUGUGACACAUAAUGUACUGGUGAACAUCCGAAAAAUAGACACAGUUACUUUUAUUUGGCAAAGAAGCAUUUGCUAGUCAGCAUGUCGUAAAUCUCUUUAUAUAUUCGCUCCGUGAUCACGUCCUAUAGGCUUACAUGCGAAAUGUUGCACUGGUAAUUUUACAAGUGUGAAAGCAGCCUGAAGAAGUUUUUUCAGUCAGGGAUCUCACGCUGACAGCACAAAUCAUUACCUAUCAUUGCAAAUACUGCUUUUUGGUAUCUAGAGAUCGGUAUAACAAAUAAUUCUAAAUACAUUGUGGAUUGUUUUUAAUCUCCAAAGCACUUGUGCCCUUUAGAUAAAGAAAUAAUGAGAUUUUGUAAAGAAGCUGAGUAGAAAACCUAUAAAAGUCAUUUGCACAUGAUCUACAGCAGGAGUUCUCGUAAAUUUGAAACCUCUUCAUUAGUUAGAUCAGGAAGAGGAGAGCGUUCACGGCUGGAUUCGAGACACGCUGAUCUACUGCACCAAAAUAUUUAUGCAAAUCAUGCCACUUUUACCACUGACUCGAGAGUUAUGCAAUAGUAGUGAGACUGGUGAGAUCUUAGAGGGAAACUCCACCCUGAAGCACAUCCUAAAUAUGUAUAGAAUGGUUUAUUUGUCAGGUGUUUCGAGAUCCUGGUGCUAUUUGGUUAGCUGAUGCCUUCUGAGAUCUCGUUAGCUCAAAUACAAAGUUGCCAAAACAAAUACUUUAUUCUUUCAGUGUCAUAUUAAUGUGGAGUCCAACAUACAGGAGAGAUAGCAAAGACUUACAGUGAAAAAAAAAAUUCAAAAAUGCAUUAGAGAAACCCAGCUCAGCUAAUUAACGAGCUGCGAGAUGACAAGGCGACGGCAUGGACGGCAAUUCUGACAUGAAAGCUUAUUUUAGAAACUGACCUGUUUGAUGAGGAGGUGAGAGAUCUGGACAGACUAAAGGAUUAAAGUGUCACCACAUUGCUCUCUGUAGAAAGAGGGCUAAGUCCCACUGGACAUUGUGGGUAGUAUAGGAAACUAUUCAACGACACCAACAUAGAACAAUGUGUCGAUGGAAGAAAUGUACACUUUAAUUUAUACACAUUAAUAUGCAAAAUAUUCAGGGUGGAUUUUUCUGUUAAACUCUGUUUCACUGAAUUAGAUCGUAGAAGGGAUUAUUAUUAUUAUUAUUAUUAUAUUUGCACAUUAGCAUUUUGUAUUGUUUUGUGUUGCUAAUUGACUAUUUAUUUAUGUUUGUUUUGUUUUGUUUUGUUUUGCAACAAUGCAUUUGUGCAGGCUUAAAAUUGAACACGGACCGUAGUUUCAGUAGGAAUGUUGUUAUAAUUGUUGUUUAGACAUUUUUAUGCUUAACUUUUAAUCUGAACUGAAAAAAAGAAAGAAUAAUAAUAAUAAUAAUAAUAAUAAUAAUAAUAAUAAUAAUGUUUCUUACAGCUUUCUGUCUUGCCCUCUGCGUUUGUCCCCUCAAAAGCCUGUAACUCAGUUAAACCUUAGUAUUAUAUAAAAACGUAGAUCUCGCUGUGUUUUCUUUCUUCCAGAAUAUCGUUCUGACACUGAUCAUAUCGUUCUGACACCGAAUAUCGUUCAAGACCAUCUGCCCAUAUAUCUCAUCAAUUUACACUGUGCAAGAGUGUGCCUUUUUUAUCUCGGGAUCUUUUCAUUUUGUAUUUCAAUCUUUGGUUGUUUGUUUGUUUGUUUUUAAACAAACGUUUGCAACGUUUUACAACGGGACAAUUAAUUAGGGCGAAUCCUGAGGCGCUUUUGCUCUUCCUGUGACGUGUAAAUAUAUUAGUAUAAUAGAUCUAAUGACCGACGGUCGUCGCGGACGACUUCAGAGUUAAUCCAGCAGUUGUGUCUCAGUGUUUGAUAUUAAAGUGCGAUGUUUCUUGUGCAGCUUUUGAAAGAGAUUUUUUGAAGGUAUUCAAUGUACAGUGCUGGUCUUUUUCCGUGUAUAUUAGUCAGUGGAUCUGAUUUCUUUGCCACAGAACAAAAGACUAUAAGCCAUGCUGUACGAUUUUUAAGGCAGAACUUUUUAACCCUGAAAGUUACAGACCUCCGUGUGGACUUUGAACCGCUGCCUGAUGUCUGUUUAUAACAUUCAAACCCCACUCACUCUACUGUACAAAGAUAUAUUUUAACACCCCCCCCCCCCCCCUGUGUUUUCCGAUGCAAAAAAACCUCUCCUGAAAAUGAUCAGUUACACUUUGUCUCAGUCUCUGAUCGUAAUAUGUGUCAAAGGAAAGAUAUAUGGAAAUGCUUCCAGUGUGAAUGAAGAAAGGAUAAAAGGACAAAACCCUUUAAGAGAACGCUGUGAAAGACACACGGUAUGACACGACCAGCCGUCUGCCUGCUUGUCAUCGCUGUUGUUAAUCCUGUCAUGACUGUGUGCAGUUUUUUUUUUCCAUGUAUGUGUACAGUGUUUUGAGACACUUGAACAUCAGCAUCGCUUAAUAAAAUGAUGCUUUACUCGA
This is a messenger RNA of Tachysurus fulvidraco (yellow catfish), 5105 nucleotides long. RefSeq names its product phosphatidylinositol-5-phosphate 4-kinase, type II, alpha b (gene pip4k2ab). Gene Ontology annotation, biological process: phosphatidylinositol metabolic process. The transcript has 11 exons. The record is from RefSeq and is a predicted model, not a curated record. NCBI's taxonomy places the organism in Eukaryota, Metazoa, Chordata, Actinopteri, Siluriformes, Bagridae. Bases 804 to 2132 code for a protein of 442 amino acids. Gene Ontology annotation, molecular function: phosphatidylinositol kinase activity.